AUGAUUGAUGGCCUUGCGAUUGAGGUAGGGGAUGGCAGGACUACCAGAUUUUGGGAGGAUACGUGGUUACAAAUAGGAAAACUGAAAGACUGUUAUCCGAGACUCUUUUGCAUUUCGAACAAAAAAGGAUCACCAAUUUGGGAUUGUGGGUUUUGGGAUGGGAUAGAGUGGGUUUGGCAUUUUCAGUGGAGGCGAGAGCUCCGCCAGUGGGAAUCAGAGACUUUAGAUCAGCUGUUGAAUGCCUUCCAAUUUGUUAGGCUGAUAGCAGAAGUGCAAGAUAGAGUGGUAUGGAAAUUCGAUAAGGAAGGUGUUUAUACGACUAACUCAUUUGUGCAGGUUUUGCAGGAAGCGACUCUGGAUGAGGAUAUUCUGAGGUACAGAUUCACAAAAGAGAUUUGGAGAGGUUUCGUUCUGCCUAGAGUUGAGUUAUUCUCUUGGUUUGCUCUGAUUGGUCGGAUCAACACAAAAGACUGGCUUAGUAGGUUGGGUAUCCUAGGACCACAUGAUAAUCUGUGUGUGUUGUGUAAGAAAGCAGUUGAAAGUGUUCAUUACCUGUUGGUAGCUUGUGAGUUUUCUUGGCAAGUGUGGUGUGGAUGGAGUUCAGAAUUUGGCCUGAAGUGGACAGCUCCCGGCACCUUGAAAGACCACUUUGAAAGCUGGAGGUACAUGCAUAUGAGACAGGAGGUGCGCAAGUUCUGGCUAGUUGGGUUCUUUUCUAUGAUAUGGAACAUUUGGUUACGGAGAAAUGAUGCAAUCUUUCAGAACAAGACAGCAGGAGUUGUAGAGUAUGUGGCACAAUCGUUUCUUAGUGCUGCGGAAUGGUGUGAGAACUAG
Messenger RNA from Arachis ipaensis, 834 nucleotides. The record is from RefSeq and is a predicted model, not a curated record. Lineage: Eukaryota; Viridiplantae; Streptophyta; Magnoliopsida; Fabales; Fabaceae.